UUGAUCUGCUCAAAUCCUACUUGGUCAUUGCUUGGCUGUUUGAGUUCUCUGUCUUUUGGCAACUUUCUCUUCAUUGACUUUUCUUUGCUCUCUCUUUAUCUUUUCCUGUUCUGUCUCUCCAUGCAGAUCGGCAUCAGCUUGACUCUUCCCGCUCAAAACUUGCACGUCUACCAGGCCAGACGGGCAAGCUUUAAGUGCCAGAAAUCACCUCUAAACCCUUUAACAAAACCCCAUCCGUGUUCUCAAAAACCUUGUUCAUCGGCAUCAUCGACUGAGUUGACUCGGCAACACCUUUCCAACCUCGACAAACUUCUCCAGAAAACAAACCAAGCCGACCCAGAACAAGUUAUCAAAGCCCCAAGUAAUGGAUCAAUCGAAACCAAAGGUAAGGGUUUACUCGAGGGGCUUAAUCUUUCCAGGAUUUGGCCUGAAAUGAAAGCUGCCGAAGAGAUGUCUCCACGUCAUUUAAACAGGCUUCAAAGGCUUUUAUCAAAAACCAUGGAAUAUUCUCCAAGGAACAACCUUGGCUCUCGCUGGAGAGAGUACCACGGUUGCAAUGAUUGGUCAGGUUUGCUUGACCCGCUCGAUGAAAAUCUAAGGCGUGAAGUUGUUAGAUAUGGGGAAUUUGUUCAAGCUGCUUACCAUGGUUUCCAUUCCAACCCUGCUAUGUCAACCGACGAGGCUCCUUUACCACGGCACGUGGCGUUGCCUGAUAGGUCUUACAAGGUAACCAAGAGUCUAUACGCCACAUCGUCCGUCGCGUUACCGGAAUGGGUAGACGACGUGGCUCCCAACCUGGGGUGGAUGACCCAACGGUCUAGUUGGAUCGGCUUCGUAGCGGUUUGUGAUGAUAAGAGGGAGAUUCAGCGCAUGGGAAGGAGGGAUAUCGUUAUCGCUUUACGUGGAACCGCCACUUGCUUGGAAUGGGCUGAAAACUUUAGAGCCCAGCUCGUUCAAAUUCCUGAAUCCCAUGACCCAACCCAAAAGGUUGAAUGUGGAUUCUUGAGCUUGCACAAGACAGCCGGUGCUCACGUGCCUAGCUUGGCUGAAUCAGUGGUCGAGGAAGUGCAAAGAUUGAUUGAGGUGUACCAGGGUGAGACCCUCAGCAUUACAAUCACGGGGCAUAGCCUUGGUGCCGCACUUUCUCUUUUAGUUGCUGACGAAUUGAGUUCAUGCGCUCCCCAAGUGCCCCCGAUCGCAGUAUUUUCCUUCGGAGGGCCUCGAGUUGGUAACAAAGGCUUUGUAGAUCGGCUUAAUGAGAAAAAUGUCAAGGUGUUACGAAUUGUGAACAAUCAAGACGUGAUCACCAGGGUUCCGGGCGUGUUCAUUGGCGAAGGAUCACAACAACAACAAAGAAAUGAAGGUUUUUCAAGAGUGUUCAACAUGCUAGAUAACAACAACCCAUGGGCGUACUCCCAUGUCGGAACAGAACUACGGGUCGAUACUAAGAUGUCGCCCUAUCUAAAACCCAAUGCAGACGUGGCGUGUUGUCACGAUUUGGAGGCUUACCUGCACUUGGUGGAUGGAUUCUUGUCAUCCAACUGCCCGUUUAGAGCAAAUGCCAAGAGGAGUUUAGCGAGGCUGGUUCAUGAUCAAAGGUCAAACGUGAAACGAUUGUAUACUCACAAGGCCUUGAGUUUGAAUCUUGAAAGGGAUGGCUUAAGCUUCCCUAUGCCUAGUUGUUUGCCUAGCCCUUCUGGAUAAGCUAAGCAUAUAAAUAGAGAAAAAAAAAAACAAGUAAAGAAAGAAAACUGGAAAAAGCUUGCACAUACUUAAAAUAAGCUGCCCAUAUGCUAUGUUUCUUUGAUUUUUAUUUCUUUAAAUAUCAAAGUUCAUAGUUCCAAAGGUAGAAACUUGUCAUGCCUAGGAUAUUUGUAUAACCUCAAACAAAUGAAAAUUGGUAUAUUUUUUAAGUCAAAAAGCAUCUUCCCAAUGACCAAGAAAAUGCCAACACUACAAAACCAAAGAUAUUUUUUGACAGUAUAAAUUUCGUCAUGUAUCUUUAUUGGAAUAUUUUGUUGCAAAUUUAUCGAGAAGAAGUUAUUUUUUAUUAAAA
Theobroma umbraticum is the source of this 2056-nucleotide messenger RNA. RefSeq names its product alpha/beta-Hydrolases superfamily protein (gene PLA-I{BETA]2). NCBI's taxonomy places the organism in Eukaryota, Viridiplantae, Streptophyta, Magnoliopsida, Malvales, Malvaceae. Gene Ontology annotation, biological process: lipid metabolic process. The record is from RefSeq and is a predicted model, not a curated record. Gene Ontology annotation, molecular function: glycerophospholipase activity.